ACGUUUUAAACAAACCAUCACUGCAUUCUCUCUGAAGCCUCUAAUUCUGUGUGUCAGUUAAAGAAAGAAGCGCACAUGCCAAAAGGGAUGGCUUCAGUCACCACAUUUUCACUAAUGUUACAGUUUCUGUUCUUUAUACUAUGUUCUUCGUUUGGUCAGCUAAGCUUAGCUUUCACGUCGCAAGAGUACCAUGAGGCUCUUGAGAAAUCCAUUCUCUUCUUCGAGGGACAACGAUCUGGGAAAUUGCCUUCCAACCAGCAACAAACAUGGAGGGGAGAUUCUGGAUUGUCCGAUGGCUCUUCCUACCAUGUGGACUUAGUAGGCGGUUAUUAUGAUGCUGGAGACAACGUCAAGUUUGGGUUGCCAAUGGCCUUUACCACUACAUUGUUAGCAUGGAGUGUGAUUGAAUUUGGAAGCUCAAUGCAGGACCAACUUGAAAAUGCCAGAGCUGCUAUUCGUUGGAGCACGGAUUACCUUCUUAAGGCAGCCACCACCACCCCUGACACAUUAUAUGUCCAAGUAGGAGAGCCGAACAUGGAUCAUAGGUGCUGGGAAAGGGCUGAAGAUAUGGACACUCCACGCAACGUGUAUAAAGUAUCAGCUACAAACCCAGGUUCGGAUGUAGCAGCAGAGACGGCAGCUGCAUUGGCUGCUUCUUCAAUAGUAUUCAGAGAUUCUGAUCCAAGCUAUUCCUCCAAAUUGCUUCAAGCAGCCAUCAAAGUAUUCAAUUUUGCAGACCGUUACAGGGGUUCUUAUAGUGAUUCUCUUAAUUCGGUUGUCUGUCCAUUCUACUGCUCUUACUCUGGAUACCAUGAUGAGCUUCUGUGGGGUGCAUCAUGGAUUUAUAAAGCAUCAGGAAUUAACACUUAUAUACAAUAUAUACAAUCCAAUGGCCACAUAUUAGGGGCUGAUGAUGAUGGUUACACAUUCAGUUGGGAUGACAAGCGACCUGGAACAAAAAUCCUGCUUUCCAAGGAAUUCCUAGAGGAAAAUUCUGAAGAGUUCCAACUAUAUAAGGCACAUGCAGACAAUUACAUUUGUUCGCUAAUGUCGGGAACACCCGGUUUCCAGGCUCAGUACACCCGAGGGGGGCUUCUGUACAAAGGGAGCGAGAGCAAUUUGCAGUACGUAACAUCAACUAGCUUCCUUCUCUUGACAUACGCCAAAUAUCUGAACACAAACGGCGGUAAUGUAGUUCGAUGUGGGACUUCAGCAGUCACGGGCGAAAACCUAGUAACACUAGCUAAAGCACAAGUGGACUACAUUCUGGGCAACAAUCCAACAAAGAUGUCUUAUAUGGUGGGUUUUGGAGAGAGGUAUCCAAAGCAUAUCCACCACAGGGGUUCCUCUCUGCCUUCCAUCCACGCACACACUCAACACAUUUCAUGCAACGACGGCUUUCAGUUUUUCCAUUCUUCCUCGCCCAACCCUAAUAUCCUUGUUGGAGCCAUCGUAGGUGGUCCUGAUAACAAUGACAACUUCUCUGAUGAUCGACAUAACUAUCAGCAGUCUGAGCCAGCAACAUACAUCAAUGCGCCGUUUGUAGGUGCUCUUGCCUAUUUCUCUGCCAACCCACCAACAACCUAUUAGGAUUAGGAAUUAAUAAUACACCUAUAAUCAAGUUUUCAAUAUCGACCAAUGCCGUUCCAAAUGUGGUUGCAGACACUUAAAAAACCUUGUUGCCUAUCAUUAAUGCUUGUAUGCUUGGUGUUAGGCUGUUUGUUAGUUCCUUCAUCCUUGAUGAAUGUUUACGUUUCCAUCAAAAGUGAUGUUUAUUAGUGAAGAAUUGUUUGUUUCUUCUCCCA
Molecule: messenger RNA, 1805 nt
Organism: Glycine soja
Lineage: Eukaryota; Viridiplantae; Streptophyta; Magnoliopsida; Fabales; Fabaceae
Product: endoglucanase 1-like
Exons: 7
Coding region: 76-1590 (504 amino acids)
Biological process (GO): carbohydrate metabolic process
Molecular function (GO): hydrolase activity, hydrolyzing O-glycosyl compounds
Source: RefSeq, a predicted model, not a curated record